Molecule: messenger RNA, 1700 nt
Organism: Sinocyclocheilus rhinocerous
Lineage: Eukaryota; Metazoa; Chordata; Actinopteri; Cypriniformes; Cyprinidae
Product: protein FAM84B-like
Exons: 1
Coding region: 333-1328 (331 amino acids)
Source: RefSeq, a predicted model, not a curated record
AUGUGCACUGUCUCUUUAACUGACCGUGCCUUGUGUAAACAUUACCGUGCGCAAUACUAUUUCACACAGAGCGCUGUUGUGCUGCCUCUGCCAGAACUUCAAAGAGCCGUGGACGCCGUCCAUUACUUGGAAAGAGAGGAAAUAACUCAUCCAAAGUGCAUUUCUUUCCCGGAGACGUUACCGCAGGACUCCCCGUGGGUUCACCGCUGUGUCUGAUGGGCUUCCCCUGUCUGCGGUUCACAGCAGGAAGUGAGCAGGUGAGACGCACCUGUUCAGAACGCAGACUGAAACUCAGCACUAUCUGAUGGCUGACAAACACUUCGGAUAGCUGUAUGAUAUGCCAAAACGCACAUCACGCGGUUAUUCCAAACAGCAAUUCGCCGAUAAAAAGAAGACAUGGACUUAGACCCGAACUGGGCUCCAAAGCCGGAUUACGUGUUGCGUUUUUGAAAUAUCCCCUCCGCGACCUAUACAGGUGGGACGCGAAACUGUUCACACGAGUUUCUGUUAUGGGGAAUCAAGUGGAGAAACUUACCCAUUUGAAUUACAAUGAAUUACCCACGACUGACCCUAAUGGAUUCGACCUAGAGGACGACGCUCCACGGAUCGGCGUGUCUUAUAUUUUCUCCGCGGAUGACGACGACGAGCAAGAGGAGAACAUCGAUGUUCAGACAGAAAAGGAAGAUGUUAAACACUACGACUGCCGCAAUGAAUUAGAAAGCGCGUUAUAUUAUCGCGACGAGUGCAUAUACGAAAGGAAUAGCAGGUUCGGUGAAGUGGGAACCCUGUCGUCCGAAAACUUGGCGAAUAAGUGCAAACCCGGUGACCUGGUAGAGUUUGUGGCUAUCGGUCAAUACCCGCAGUGGGCAGUAUACGUCGGCGACCUACAGGUGGUUCAUUUGCAAAGAAACGAGAUUAAAUGCGACUUUCUUUUCGAUGCCAGUCAAGGUAAAAGGGGCAGAAUUGUGAACGAGCUGUAUAAGUUUCGCGCGCUGAGCCCAGAUGUUGUGGUGCAGAAUGCCAUGGAGCAAGUGGGGAUGAAAGAGCGAGACAUUUGCUGGAAGAACUCUGAAUGCUUCGCUGCCUGGUGCAGGUUUGGCAAACGCGAGUUUAAAACGGGAGGCGAGAUACGAAUCGGGAAGCAGCCGUACAAGAUGAAACUGCAGCUGUCAGAGAAGAAAAGUCACGUUUUGGACUUUCAGAGUUUGGAGGAUUUGAUCAUGGAAAAGAGGAGAAACGAUCAAAUGGGAAGGGAAGCCGUUGUUCAGGAACUGGAGAAUCAUUUAAAUUGCACAGAAGACACUGAGAAUGAUUACAAUUGUAACUGAUGAUGGAUCAAAGAGGGAGGUUCUCUAGUGGCCAAACAGCCUCAUCGUGGAGGAUGUGGGCUUUAUUUGUAAUCACCUCAAGCACAGCGGCAGGCAGUGUUGCAAUUUCAUCAGAGUUUCUCAAGAGAGUUUUCCGUCAGCAGCACUUUUAUAAAUUGGACAACUUCAGCUUGUUUGCAUUGAUAAUCCUUGGUGUUUUUGUAAUAAGGAUUUGAUCAUUCCCUCACUUUGCUGUAUUCACAUCCAAGGGAACGUUUUAUGAAAGCCUUUCCAUAUCACCUUUUAAUGAUCUCAUUCAUAGUAUUUUAUUUUGAGGACUCGCAAAGUAUGUAUUACCUUGACACAUAUUUCAAUAAAGUCUGAAUAUUUUUU